Molecule: messenger RNA, 1390 nt
Organism: Cucurbitaria berberidis CBS 394.84
Lineage: Eukaryota; Fungi; Ascomycota; Dothideomycetes; Pleosporales; Cucurbitariaceae
Exons: 2
Coding region: 347-1201 (284 amino acids)
Source: RefSeq, a predicted model, not a curated record
GCGACCAAGACAUGAUCGUGUCGGCUGGCGGACUUAAUGAACGGGGCCUCUAAGAUUGUGGCCACAGCCACGAAGUGAGCUGUACUUAAACGUGCCAAGUGGCGUCCAGUAAUUUGCAAGUAUGCUUGCAGUCGACAAGGCUGUGUCGUAUUCCGUUACGGCAUAGCACCUGCCCAGUGUCGAAGGGCUUUACGCAGCCUUGUGGCAAGCUCAGCAUCUUAGAUGAGGGGCACUCAACCCCAUGUUCAGAUGCCAUUGCCUUUUUUUUUAACUGUCGGCGAAGUAGUCCUUCCCACUGAAACAUGAUCGCAGUCGAACAAUCCCCAAGAACACUUAGAUUCCAGUAAUGUUCUCAUCAAGACCUCCGAACGGACAUGCAUCGACGCAGCUCAAGCCAUGGGAAGAGAUCGGCUAUCGUGGCUUUUCUGCGUUUCUCGCGUCAGAUAAUGACUUUCUAAUCUUCCGCAGAUUUGGGUCUCUGAAUGCACGACUACUUUUAUACCUGCAAGACGAGAUCAGCGUCCUGGAAGCAGACCUCGAGGAUCUAGAAGCCAAAUACGUGGUAGAUGGCGCGAAGGAUAUCCAUAACGGGUCGUUCCGACAAGAGGCAUUACCAGAGCGAACAGCAUUACUCGCAACACUGAAUAUAAAGGUCAGACAAUACAAUGAACUCCUCAUCCAGCACUCUACCCUUCGCGCCCGUCCACACGUCCCGAAGCGCAACAUAACUAGCAUAGCAAACUGGUUCUACAACACGCAGAAUGCCAUCUGGAAAGACGAAGCAGCAUACAUUAAGCAAGAAAACGAUCUCAUCCAGCUCGUACCUAAAACCGCAACGCCAUUACGACACUUUCUCGAGAAGUCAACGCACUUUCGGCUGUCCAAGCUGUGGAAGAAGGAUCCUCCACCUCUCCCCGUGCACAGCACGCAUCCCGAGACGCUGCAUUAUAGCUCCGAUGCGCGCAUCGACAACUUCAUAGGGAUCACGAUCACAGCCCUGGGAAUGGGCAUGUUGAUAGCACCGUUGUGGGCUUUGGCGUAUGUGGGUGGGAUGAAGAAAAGGUUGUGCAUCGUCACGGGGUUCAUCGUCUUGUUUCUGGGGCUUCUGGCGUUCACGACGGUUGCGAAGCCUUUCGAGAGUCUUGCUGCGGCGGCGGCGUAUUCGGCCGUUCUGGCUGUGUUCUUGCAGUCUGCGAGUUGAUGUGUUCGCUGCCGAUUCUCUGCAAUGUGCCAGUACUAUGGGAGACUUCUGUCGUUCUGGAGUGUAUAUAGUGAUAUUGUUGUAAUGGUCGAGUUGGAGACGAAAACACUGAGAAGAAAGAUAGUAGAGGAGUCGGUUAGGAAGAGGGUGGCUGUUUCGUUAAGCUGUAGAACGUAGCUGUCUCACUUG